This is a messenger RNA of Glycine soja, 747 nucleotides long. RefSeq names its product 60S ribosomal protein L27-like. The coding region runs from base 88 to 495 and encodes 135 amino acids. Lineage: Eukaryota; Viridiplantae; Streptophyta; Magnoliopsida; Fabales; Fabaceae. The record is from RefSeq and is a predicted model, not a curated record. Gene Ontology annotation, molecular function: structural constituent of ribosome. The transcript has a single exon. Gene Ontology annotation, biological process: translation. Gene Ontology annotation, cellular component: ribosome; cytosolic large ribosomal subunit.
UAGGGUUUCGUUGUGUACCUGUGGAGCAAUAGCAGCAGAACAGAGAGAGCAAAACCCUAGAGCAUCCAUCACCAGCAGAGGAAGAAGAUGGUGAAGUUCCUGAAGCCUAACAAGGCCGUGAUCGUCCUGCAGGGCCGCUACGCCGGGCGCAAGGCGGUGAUCGUGAGGACCUUCGACGAGGGAACCAGGGAGCGCCCCUACGGCCACUGCCUCGUCGCCGGAAUAAAGAAGUACCCAAGCAAGGUCAUCAAGAAGGACUCCGCGAAGAAGACCGCGAAGAAAUCUAGGGUUAAGGCCUUCGUGAAGCUCGUGAACUACCAGCACCUCAUGCCCACGCGCUACACGCUCGACGUGGAUCUAAAGGACGCUGUUACCCCCGAUGUUCUAGCCACCAAGGACAAGAAGGUUACCGCUCUCAAGGAGACCAAGAAGCGCCUCGAGGAGAGGUUCAAGACCGGCAAGAAUAGGUGGUUCUUCACCAAACUCAGAUUCUGAUUUCGAAAGCGUGAGGUUUUAUUUAUUAGGGUUUUCGGAAUGUUGCCUUUUAAUAUAUUGUAUCCGUGUUUUGCAAAUCUUAUCAAAAAUAUUAUUCUGCUCUUAGAUUUGUUAUCGUCGCCGACUUUUGUUAAUUAAUAUUUCUGCCUUCUUUUAAUUUACGGGGGAAAUGAAUGCGAACAUAUUUUGAUACCGAGUCAUUCGCAUAAAAUGUGUCAAUUCGGAUAUGAAAAUUUCUAGUUUGUUUGAUGA